Messenger RNA from Peniophora sp. CBMAI 1063, 1266 nucleotides. Lineage: Eukaryota; Fungi; Basidiomycota; Agaricomycetes; Russulales; Peniophoraceae. The record is from the annotation of a GenBank genome assembly.
AUGAUCUGGGCCCUUUGGUUAACAUCCUUCUACAACACGGCCGUCUUUAACGCUUUCUUGCGAAGGGCUGGACAAGCUGCUCUGUGGAUAGACCUCGGUCUCCUCGACGAGAACGCAAAUGGGAGGGCGCCUAGGAGCGAUGUGAUAGCGGCAAUCACGGCGCCUGAACUGUUGACAAGAGCGUACGCUAUCGUGACAAAUGAUCGCCAAAAUUGUCGUAUCCGAUACUACGCGACCCUUGUGAGCAGACUAUGCUCAGUCCCUCUGAAACACUUGCGCAUUCUCGAUAUAUUUCUUGCAAAGGAAUAUGAUGUUCCUGAACCAAUAAGCGCACCGUGUCUGGAGCAACUUUCCGUGACGUCCGAUGCCGAAGAUUUUGCGGACUGUCCGUUGUCCAUAGACAAGCUACAAUACUUGUUUGACUCGAGCCGGCAUCUCGCAGUCGUUCGAUUGAGACGCUGCGUUGACACACGCGCCUUGGAUGACGCAUCGGUUCAGAGCGCGCAUACUCGCACUCGGUUGCGCGAGCUACACAUUGAAAGCAUGGACGAGGACCUGCUAAAGGUCAUUCACGCUUACUUCACUGUUGGACACAAUUCAUCAGUCUUAAUUGACGUACGGGCGCCCUCUCUCUUGACCAGCGCUAUCGAACUAUCUUUUAGCCGCUUUGGUUACUCGCUGGACGCGCUCGAGUCUCUCGAGAUCCGAUAUCAUCGUGAGACUAUACGUCAUUCUGGAGCCAUAUCUCCUGGCGAUGAUUUCUUUUCCCUGUGCAUGCGCGCUCGCGACGACUACACUGUUAUCAUCCGGAUGGGCAGCUAUGACAACUCGUGGUCGUGGGAAGACAUCGUGGCCUUACUACCCUGCAGCAAAAUUAACACUCUCGUCUUCUCCAACCCUGACGAUAGCCAUUGCGAUCACGCGCUCCCUCCCGUCAGCCUACUACGCGAACUACGAGGCCUGCAACACGUUACGCUGUCCGACAGACAGAACAUUCACUUUCUCAACAACCUUCCCCUUGGCGCUCCCAUUUCAACCAUCGUCGCAUCUCUACCAUCCGGAACCAAUAACGAGGACUUAUCGGAUAUAUGGCAUUGUCUAGACAAGCGGGAUGUUGACCGUGAGCCCAUAACGCUGAUCCUCGAUGGCGUCCUGAACACGACCAAGGAUAUUAAGCGCUAUCGUCACUUGGAGAUGCCGCUGCUGGUGGCACUGACCGAGUUCGCGGUGGUCAAAGACCGAAGGACGUACAAGCAGGUCAGAUGA